AUGUUUAAGGCUCUGAGUUCGCAAGUCUCCCUCGGUCACCACGUCCUGCUUGGCCUUCGCUACUGGCAUUCACAGAAGGCAGAAUCAAAACUCGAAAGUUGCAAGUCUCCCUCAAAUCCCAAUCAGUGUUGUCCCUUCAGUGCAUUGAGUUGUGGGCAAAUUACUUCGAGCACCCCACACAAGAAAAACAAAGGGGGCCAAGCUUGCUGGGCGGCUCCCAUUUCCUCCCCUCUCUUCCUCCUUCCUCCUUCCUCCCUCACCACACCACUCACUUCCAAUUCUUUGCUUUCUGUCACAUCACUACUCUCUCUCUCCUCUCUCUAUAUAUAUAUAUAUCUUUACCUACUUUCCCGGAAAACACCAGAACACGAAGGAAAUCUCUCCUGGUUGCUGCAGAUAACAGGCCUAGAAAUUUCACUGUCCGAACAACUUAUUCGUCUGUGUCUCUCAAUCCUCUCCAGGUUCAACUUCAUUCUUCGUCUUCAUCACUCCAUUAUAAUGCAGCAGAUGAAGCAAAGGUCUGAGCACCAGCAACACCAGCAAUUCUGGGCUAGAGUGGUUAUGCGAAAAUGGCUUAACAUGAAGGAGUCCGAUUACAGCGCUGACCCUGAUGACCCAGAUGAUAGUGAUUCAGACAACGGAGUGAGUGACGACAUUCCCAUAUAA
Messenger RNA from Neltuma alba, 666 nucleotides. RefSeq lists its product as uncharacterized. The coding region runs from base 1 to 666 and encodes 221 amino acids. Lineage: Eukaryota; Viridiplantae; Streptophyta; Magnoliopsida; Fabales; Fabaceae. The transcript has 4 exons. The record is from RefSeq and is a predicted model, not a curated record.